Saccostrea echinata is the source of this 2360-nucleotide messenger RNA. RefSeq names its product sodium/hydrogen exchanger 9B2-like. The coding region runs from base 9 to 1628 and encodes 539 amino acids. Gene Ontology annotation, biological process: proton transmembrane transport. The record is from RefSeq and is a predicted model, not a curated record. Lineage: Eukaryota; Metazoa; Mollusca; Bivalvia; Ostreida; Ostreidae. Gene Ontology annotation, cellular component: membrane. Gene Ontology annotation, molecular function: antiporter activity. The transcript has 9 exons.
AAAAAAGGAUGGAUAAUAACUGUAAUUGUCUAACGUUUGAAUGCAAGACAAAAAACUGUCCAGAUGAAGAGAGCAAAACUGUAUUCCAUAAGAUCCUCCAUGUCCUCCUUCCAAAUUCCAAAACCGUCAGCGAUUCUGACUGCAACACUUCAAAGAAGAUUUUUGGAGGAAAGAGGGUUAUCUGUCCCCCUCAUGGAAAUUGUGCUUUGUAUACGAUGUUUUCCUUUAUAUGUGUCUCGACAUGGAUUAUCUUGUAUUCUGUUUCUAAGGAACAGUCAAGCCCAGGAGGGAACUUGUUUUCACUCUUCGUUUUGUUUACCGGAGCCGUGAUUGGCGGUCAUAUCUUCUCCUUAAUACGUUUACCCCCGUUAUUGGGAAUGCUGAUAGUGGGAGGUUUACUAAGUAACGUCCCAGGUGUCAAAGUAGUAGGGUUGGCAAUAGACCCGAAAUGGUCCGCUUCUCUCAGGAAAAUAGCACUAACUGUGAUCUUACUGAGGGCUGGGCUCGGUCUGGACCCCGUGGCCCUCAGGAAACUCUCCCUGACGGUCCUCAGGGUGGCUCUGGUGCCGUGUCUAUUUGAGGUCGCUGCUAACGCUGUAACCGCCAACCUUCUUCUUGCCAUGCCAUGGACCUGGUCGUUUAUGUUAGGAUUUGCUUUGUCAGCUGUGUCCCCGGCAGUGGUUGUUCCUUCCCUCCUAAACCUGGCAGACUCUGGGUACGGACUAGAUAAAGGAAUCCCCACCCUCGUUAUCGCGGCCGCUACCAUAGACGACGUCUUCAACAUUACCGGCUUCGGUGUACUUCUUGGAAUAGUUUUCUCCCAAGGUGAGUUGGCCCUGACGAUUGCUAAAGGUCCUCUAGAAACACUCCUUGGAAUCUCAUACGGCGCCGUUUUUGGAGUUUUUCUGUGGUACUUCCCGUCCAAAGACAGCGUAAACAGAACAUUUUACCGUGCUGUUCUUCUGGUGGGAUUCGGUCUCGUUGCUAUUUUUGGCAGCCCUUUGGUCCAACUUCCAGGAGCCGGUCCCCUGGGAUGUCUCACUGUUGGCUUUGUAGCAGCUUUUGGGUGGAGAAAAGAAAGAAAUAAAGACGAAAACGACACUGUAGCUGAGGUUACGGGUGUUUUAUGGAUGCUAUUUCAGCCAUUUUUAUUCGGACUCAUCGGAGCAGCAGUAAAAUCAGAACAAAUUCACGAUCUGAGUUCUUUAGGUUUGGGGACUGCAGUCAUUGCAGUGGGACAAACAAUAAGAAUAGGAGCAGCUGUGUUGUCUGUCCUUGGUACAGAGUUCUCAACGAAGGAACGCAUAUUCAUUGCAAUAGCGCGGUUUCCCAAGGCAACUGUUCAGGCUGCGAUAGGCGGGCUGGCUUUAGACAUGGCGCUGGCAGACAACAACCAGGAACUAAUACGUCACGGCACUGUCGUUUUGACAACUGCCGUGUUGUCUAUUAUUAUCACGGCCCCAAUUGGAGCCCUUGUUAUAGCAUUAUCGGGCCCAAGGCUUCUGAACAAGUUAGACAGACAGACGACGGAUGAAACAGACGCAGAAUGCACCGAUGACAUGGAGAAUGCAUCAAUGCUCCAGAUGACGUCAGAACCACAAAGUACUAUUCAAAUUGAAAUGUCUUGAGUUUACAUGUGAGUGCCAAUAGGUGACUCAAGUGUUUCUUUCACCCUUUCCUCUUUGAUGGUAGUUGAGGGGAAAAUUGAUAUUUUGCAAUAGACUUUUAGAUACUAAUGUGUAGAUGUGUAGUAUCUAAAUGCAGAAUGUAUCUAUGUCAUUCGUUAAAUUUCCAUUUUUGCCGGUGAUGACAAUCGAGAAUACAGCUUGACGGGAGCUUUGGCUCGGCUUACAAGCCAAUGUAGAUCGGAUACACAGAGCUACUAAUCUGCCACUACCUGCGAACUUUCAAUCAAUAUCCGGCGACAGAAACCGAUCAAAUAAUAGAGGAAUCUUCCAUGUAACGUGUCUUCUGCUUAGAAACAUUUUCCUAUGAUUAUGUUAUGAUCUUUCAGUUUUUAUUUAUUAACAUCCACUGUACAUCUUCAUCUGUAUAAAAUUCAUUCAUUUUAGUAUUGUAUAGUAUUCACUGGAAUAUGUUUUGUUUUGUAAAUAGCAUAAUAUGAAGGAUUUUGUUACAUGGAAAUAUGCAAAUAUUAUGGCCAAUAGGAAAAAAGAAGCUCAUUUUCUUCAUACCCAAUGAAUUAGAUCAUGAUACAGAUGCAAAAUAGUUUUACACCCAUCUUUGCAUUUUAUUAAGCGGUAUUUGUCACCAGUACCAUUAUUACUAUGCUAACUCAUGUAUGUGUUUGUACAAUGUACUAGUAUGUAUUUAUAUCAGUAAAAAUGCAUUUACCUGUA